AUGAGAGGUCAAACUACGGUUGUUGUCGUCGUCGCACUUUUUGCACUGUUUCUGUUCUUGUCUACCUGCGUAGCGGUAGACACGGCAGGCGAGGAAACUUCGUGUCCCAAGCAGAUGUCAAACAGUAACGUCAACAACAUCACCGUGGUGGCUCCGGCCGGACCGAAGGGUGACACGGGCUCGCCGGGACCGAGGGGCGUUCGGGGAGAGAAGGGAGAGGCGGGCCGUCCCGGGAAGAUGGGGCCACACGGACGGGAGGGCCAGAAAGGUGAGAAAGGGUCCACGGGGCAGAAAGGCAGCCAAGGCACUGAAGCGUUUGGCGGCGGGGCUGUUUACAUCAGAUGGGGACGGACGUCGUGCAAGGAGGGUGUGGGCACCGUGACUGUGUACUCUGGGUUCGCCGGUGGAGCACGCUUCAACCAGAAAGGGGGAGGGAGCAACUAUCAAUGUCUCCCCGCCUACCCGGAGUGGGGGUUGUACAUCGAUGGGGUCGAUGGAAUCAAGUCCUACAUGUACGGGGCGGAGUUCCAGCUCACAGAAAACGCGCCAUACGACGAUGAGAAACUUCACAACCGCGACGUGCCCUGCGCGGUCUGCUACAGUCUCUCCCGCCGCGCGCAGCUGAUGAUCCCCGCCCGCACGACCUGCCCGGACGACUGGACACGGGAGUACGGAGGCUACCUGAUGGCUGCGUACCGUGACCACCCCAGCCGUUCGGAGUUCGUGUGUAUGGACGGGGAGCCCGAGGUGUUACCCGGCGGGGAGGGGGACGUGGACGGCGCGCUGUUCUACCUUGUGGAGGCCCGCUGCGGCCCGCUACCCUGUCCACCGUAUGUGGAGGGGAGAGAGCUGACGUGCGUCGUCUGUACAAAAUAA
Molecule: messenger RNA, 876 nt
Organism: Branchiostoma floridae (Florida lancelet)
Lineage: Eukaryota; Metazoa; Chordata; Leptocardii; Amphioxiformes; Branchiostomatidae
Product: collagen alpha-3(IV) chain-like
Exons: 1
Coding region: 1-876 (291 amino acids)
Source: RefSeq, a predicted model, not a curated record